GAACACCAUCGAACGUGAUCGACGUCUUCUCGACCUCCACUCAUCAGCCUUACCAACCGCGUAGUCACAUGCACCGGCCGCUAGUGUUAAUGUCUAGUGUCUUCGGCCUUACCUUCAGACUCGCUGCUCUCCUCCCCAAUGCACAAUCUAAGUUGGCCGCACUCGACGAAUACGCACGACGUAUCUCGAAAGAUGUCUGGAUUGACUUCGACCGAUCAGCAUGGCCCAUGUGCCUACAACAACCGCGGAUCUCAAGUUUAAACCCCAAAAAUGACCGUGUCGAUGGUCGUUGCUUGAAGUCGAUGCGUUGUGCCGCAGUGGCAGGGCGCCAAGACCAGUCCUAGAAAGCUCUGGAGAGUGGCGUUCAAGAUGCGUGCCUUCCUAGAGCCACUGCCAGCUCAAGAACAUUAAAGCUGGUCGUACGUCUUCGCCAAAAUGCACAAA
Macroventuria anomochaeta is the source of this 444-nucleotide messenger RNA. RefSeq lists its product as uncharacterized. Bases 69 to 344 code for a protein of 91 amino acids. The transcript has a single exon. NCBI's taxonomy places the organism in Eukaryota, Fungi, Ascomycota, Dothideomycetes, Pleosporales, Didymellaceae. The record is from RefSeq and is a predicted model, not a curated record.